Acanthaster planci (crown-of-thorns starfish) is the source of this 8406-nucleotide messenger RNA. It is a transcript of the gene ppp2r3b, whose product is annotated as protein phosphatase 2 regulatory subunit B''beta. NCBI's taxonomy places the organism in Eukaryota, Metazoa, Echinodermata, Asteroidea, Valvatida, Acanthasteridae. Gene Ontology annotation, biological process: protein dephosphorylation. The record is from RefSeq and is a predicted model, not a curated record. Gene Ontology annotation, cellular component: protein phosphatase type 2A complex. Gene Ontology annotation, molecular function: calcium ion binding; protein phosphatase regulator activity.
UUGUCCAUGCACAUGUAUCACUUUCUAUUGUUGGCAGAUUCUGCAGUUGGCUAUUUAUUUACUCUUACUGUAGACUGUGUUGGGCUAGUUGUAAAAAACUUCACAGUAAUAGAUUUGCAUUUUUGGAGCAUGUGCAAAUCAAUACAAGAAUGUGUGGAAUGCUGACCGCCAAGUUCACCAGAAUCCCCUCCUGAUGCUAUUUUUAGUUGGAGGUUUUUCUAAGAUUGAUGCCCAAAGGUUGGUCCCUGUGACCUGCAUACAGAAGAACUACUGGUGUCUGUAUGAUCCAUGAAAUAUGAUGUAUUGAUGCUGAGGCAGACCUAAUGCUCUCAGAGCCUGAACUGUGAGAUGUGAGCAGACAGACUUUAAUAAUCAACCGAUAGUGUGCCGUGUGUAUUGAAUGUCUUUCCGAGUUAUCAAGACUUCUGUAACCCUGCUCUGUUGCACAGUGUGCGGCAUACCAACUGGCUUGCCUUAUAUGGGGUUGUCCUUUUAGAGUGAUCUACUUACCUCCAAGAAUCCAUGAUAAAUGAUGAGGAGACGUGGAAGGGGGGAUGCAGAAGAGGAACUGAACCGCAUCACUGACUCUUUGAAGGAUAGGUCAUCUUUUCAUCAUUGGAGGUCAUCGAUGCUGAGGAGUUUGAUGUUGAUGUAGGACUAGUUGGAUAUUCAGUACUGCUGUGUGUAAUUUGGAACAGGUUCAUUGCCUAAGGCAUUGUGUGUGUACCUUUUGAGUUAUCUUAUGAUGUCAACGUAAACAUAAGUCACUAUACAAGCAAGUGUAGCUAUGAGAUAUAAUGCAGUGAGGAGUUUUGCUCCAUCUCAUACGGUACGGGACGCAGUGACUGAAGAUGGUCGAUGAAAAAUAUUGUCAUCUUGACAAUCCUCAUUUGCAUAAUGGCAAAGCUUGCUUUGCGUAAUCUUUGAGACGCAACAGUGAACUUUUGAUAAAGGAGGCUUCCCCUCAUGUGGCAUUCUGUUAAGAGGUGACAACGGUAGGGCCAUUUAGUAUGCAGAAAUGCUCACGAGGUGUCACCACCAACACCAGCUCCAUCCCCAACACGACCCUCAGCAUCCCUCCUGCAUCAUUCAAGCGUGUCAUCACCAGCAUCAUUACCUAUGGGGCCGUCUACGUGGAUCAGAAACAAACAAGAGCAGUGCACAACUGCCCCCACUGCUUUGCACUAUGCAGCGAAGAAGUCACCCAGGGGAAGAUGUGUCAUGCUAUCCAUUACGGGUUCUGUACAGUUGUAGCCCUACCCCCGGGGAUUUUCGAUCAGGAUAAAUGUAAUAAUUACGCAGAGCAGAGGUGUUGGAAGUUUUUCCGAGAUCAGCGUGAGUCUCAUUCCCCUGCUCAGAAGAUCCAUGUCCCUCCAUUUUACUUCCCCAUGGGUCGUCCCGUACCUAGUGAAGAGAAUGAAGCUGUCAUCCAACGAGUCACUCAACUCUUUGAAUCCUUACCAGAGGAGAGAGCAUACAAACAUCAGAUGGACAAAGUCGCUAUGGCAUGCAAAUGUCCCCAAUAUUGGAAGAUGCCAUUGUUCCUUGCGGCAGGUGGAGACAAGGUGGGCUAUGUCACAUCACACAUGUACCUCACCAUGUGGAAAAGGUUAAUCAGGGAUUGCCAUGACGAUGCUGCAAGGUUUUUCCGUCUUCUUGCCAAGCCAGGCUGCAGUUAUUUAGUUCCAGAAGACUUCUAUCCAUUUAUUCAGGAGGUCGUUGACUCUCAUCCUGGCCUCACCUUUCUCCUUGAUGCCCCAGAAUUCCAUUCCAGAUAUAUACAUACAGUGAUAGCGAGAAUAUUUUACUGCGUCAACAGAACAUGGAAUGGUAGAAUAACGCUACCAGAACUCAGGAAAAGCAACUUGCUGUCGGUCAUUGCACUUCUUGAAGAGGAAGAUGACAUCAAUCAGAUCUUAGAUUAUUUCUCCUAUGAACACUUCUAUGUCAUCUACUGCAAGUUCUGGGAGUUGGACACUGAUCACGACUUAUUCAUUGAUAAGAAGGAUCUUAGCAGACACAAUGAUCAUGCUCUUUCUUCCAAGAUCAUAGACAGGAUCUUUUCCCCUGGCGCUGUACUCAGUCCUGAGUCUGUAAGGGAAGGUCGGAUGAGCUAUGCUGAGUUUGUGGCAUUCAUCAUCUCUGAAGAAGAUAAGAAGACACCAAUGAGCAUUGAAUACUGGUUCCGCUGUAUGGAUAUGGAUGGAGAUGGUUUCCUCUCCAUGUAUGAAUUGGAAUACUUCUAUGAAGAACAGAUCAGUAAAAUGGAAGCAUUAGGGAUUGAGACUUUACCAUUCCAAGAUUGCCUGUGUCAGCUCCUAGAUCUUGUCAAGCCCCAACGGCCUGAUCGGAUCUCCUUGCGAGACCUCAAGCAAUGCAAGCUAGCCUUCAUCUUCUAUGACACGCUGUUCAAUCUAGAGAAAUACCUGGAGCAUGAACAGAGAGAUCCGUUUGCCUGUAACAGGGAUGCUGAGAAUGAAGAACCAGAACCCUCGGAUUGGGAGAAAUAUGCAGCUGAAGAAUAUGAGUUGUUAGUUGCAGAAGAAGGAGCUCAAGAAACCCAGCAAGGAACCAAUAGUCCUGAAGAUGUAGACUACCCAGAUGACUUUGAGCCAGAGGAUGAGGAGAUCUUGACCGUUGACCUCCAACAGAAGAUAAAGUUGUCGGAACCCCCACAGCAUAAUAAAUGGGUGGGCAAUAAUAAUGACGGCAUUGAGUUCAAAUCCAGCAUACCACUCUGACGUACUCAUAAUGUACAGUGUACAUACACCUGUCAAUUAAUAAUGUACAUAUUCAACUGAUCAUCUGAAAAGUAACAAAGCAAGUGAAGCAAAUCAAGGUGUACGGGUUGUCAGAGAUUAUGAUUGAUAAAUUCGAAUGAAUUUGUUAAUUUUUUUCAAGAUUGCAAUUUUUUAUCUGAUCACAGGGUAGAGUAAGCUGGACGCAGGUGCUUAUCAGAUUUGUGCCGUUAAAAACAAGAAUAAGAAAAGCAUCUUAAUGAAAAAAGGGGUUGUAGAAGGUCUGUCAUGUAAAAGCCAAAGAAUAAAGAAGCUGCGAUUUAUUAAUCUUUUUUAACCUGGAGAUUUACCUGAGUGGGUUAAGAGCCUGUAACCUCUUAAUUCCUGACAAGUGCUCUAUCAAGUGAAUUGUCAUGUCUUAUGUUGGCAAUCUCUUCAUUUUACAAUACGCUGUGGCCCCUUUGACUCCACUGAUCAAAGAACCAACCAAAUGCGACGACAUGGAUCAGAACCUUACACCACUGGUCUAGCUGUCUGCCUACGGAGCAAUCCAACGCCAUGAUGACAUUCUGUCUAUGGAAGGAUUGCACUUCACAGUUUUUCAAUGGUUCCUUGCCACACUGAAGGAACUGUUACCAAGUACCAACUGCAUGGGAUCUAUUGCCCUAGAUCAGUUAAGGUUAACCAAGAAUUAUGCCGCACCUCACACAUAUAAUGAUCUUGGCAAAUCUCCCUGAUGGCAGUUCCCAAUUGGCAUUGUUCCUGCAGAGUGUUGUAGACAACACCUGCCCUGUUGCACCAACUCGUUAGUUCGGCUGUGUUAUCAGAGACGGUUUACUCUGUAUGCUCAAAGACAGAUUUUUUCCUGUUGAGCCAGUACGGCAAACAGUUGCCUGUGAUACAAAGUGGAAUAUUAAUUUUGUGGUUGUUUAUGUAAUGCAAUUGAUAACACAUGGUUAUAAUUCAGGCUGUCUCAGAUUAAAUAAGAAAAUUCUAAUGCAAACAAAAUGAAAUUGGAUAUUUUGCAAUCAGCUGGUAAAAUGUUCCUGAAGCUGUCAUUUUACACAGGUCGUUUGUAUCAACCUUGAGAAUGCCAGGGAAAGGGGAGAUUAUGCUUGGAUAGUGCUGUAGCAUGGAUGUUUAGAUCUCAAUAGAAUUGUUAGUUGCAAAUAAUGCAGUGGCUUUGACACAGGUCAGUGCAGACGAAGUCAACCGGAACUUUGAUAGUUGCUGAAUUGAGUGCUCACCUUUUGGUUGAAAAAAUGAGGUCACGUAAGGCCCAUUUAAUGCCAUUUGUCAUUCACAAGAUGGAUUCGGUUUGAAUGCCAAAACCCAAAGUAGCUGUUUGUCAGUCUGUUGGUUUGUUUGUUCCUUCUUGUUUCUUGGUGGAUUUCUUGGUUUGCUGCCUAGUUUGUUUAGUUAGUUCUAGAUGGUGUGCUACUUUCAUUUGCCAUUGGCUGGGUUUGACCCCCGCCUCCGGUCGGGAAGCAACUGUAACAAAUCCAUUUUAAUUUUCAUUCAUUUCAAUUAUUUCCCCAUUUUUUCUAUUUAUUCGCUUUGUGCAAUGAUUAGUUAUUGCUAAAUUAUGAAAUUUCUUAUGAAAACAGCGAACAUAUUUAUAAACGGUGCCUUCAUCAAUUUAGUGGUAUCAAGUAAUGAUGCCAAUCUGAAGCUUAGACUUUCCAGGCUAUUUCCUGGCUGUCCUGGGCUGUAUAUAUAUAACAUGAACAUGUUUGUGCUUGUAUAUAUAAAUUAUUUAAGUAUAAACUCCCCAGAAUAAUUUUUGAUAUUAUCGAAACUCAUCUGUUUGAUUGAAUGGGUGUUAUUAUUCCUCUAGAUCCGCAGGAGGAACCACUGAAAAGAAUUUUUUUUACACAGGGAUGGGAUUUUUUCAGCCGCGAUUUCCUUCUCUUGUUUGUUUGCCCGCGUGUAAGACUGACAAAGCACCCGGGAUUUUUUUUUUUACCGUUGUCAAUUUGCCAGCACGGAAAGGCGUAGCGUGCAGUGAAAUUGGAAUACUGUUAUAUUUCCCGAAUUAAAAAAACAAGAACCCACUGGACUUGGUGAAAUGUUGGUCAUGUGUGAGAGUCCUAUGCUGCCUUUUGUUUCGAUGGACGUUUGCUUGGCGACGUAUGACGUCUCUUUGCGAAGUUCUAAAUGAAAAAGGAAUGUGGAUAUGGACGAUGUCCUACCCACCUGACUGUACACCUACUCCCAUUCAGCCUCUCACCACAUUAACUUUUAUCACCACACUGAUCCAGGCCUUACCGUAAGCAAGAGAUACUAGAAUGUAUUUUCAUUUUGUUCUGUAAUCCGGAUAAAAUCACACGAAACACUUAAAAAGCCGAACUGUUCUUUAUAAAUGAAUUAAAAGGCCUACGAUAGAUCAGCAUGGUUUUUCCUUGUAAACUUUAAUCUUUGUUACAGGUCCUGGAUUGAAAACGACCUUGAUUUUUAUUACCUUUUUUUAAACAAGAAAAGGCAGGAUGCCAACGGAUUUAUUAUGGAUGUAGAUUAUUUUCGUACUCGUGUAUCGUAUUGCAUCAUUUUUUAUUACUGCUGAACAUCAUUUUGUUUGAUUUUCUGACAAAAAUGUGUAGCUGUGCUGAUGAAGUGUACAAAAAGGAGCGCUGUGGAAAUAUGUUUUGUUGGGCCAGUAAGAAAGAAAGUCAUUUUAAUAAGCAAAAAUAAUUUUCCUCAAAUUCAGCUUCCGAGGAAAGCUGAGGGAACCUUUCUCGCCGUCGUAGUGUCAUGAGUUUUAGUUUUUUGUUAUACCCUACGCGGGACGUUAUUAGCUAUGAAUAUUAAUGACCCGUAUUGUUGUCAUUAUAUCGUCACGGAGUAGCUGAGGUAUCUCUCUUUGGAAAACAAGUGGACGUGAUAGGAUUUGACCGUUAGGGCCCCUGAGGAUAUCGAAGGCUUGUUUGACGCGGUCACCUCUUCUGUCCUAUUUUAGAGAUGGUCUUACCCGUGUAUUGAAUGUUGGCACCGAAACGAUUAUUACUUUUUGGGUGAUUUUUUUAAAUAUGAUUUUUAAAGUUUUCUGUCGUCCCGUCAGAAGGAUCACUGGUGAAACUGGAUCGUUAUAGUUUGUUGAAUUUUCCACUCGAAUGCAGAACUCGAUUUGGAUUGCUGAUUGUACCCAUUACCGCUAUCCUCAAUCUUGCGGUCCAAGAUCUAUUGAUUUGAAUUCAGUUGCAAGAUCUGUCAGGAUCUUUGCUGAUGUCAGGAUUUUUCAAACAGUUUCUUGUAAAAUAUGGAAAAUCAUGGGUUUUCCCAUAAGGUAUUUUUACGUGUAAAAUUGACAAUGAACACAAGAAAUGGGUAUUUUAAGGAUGCCUUUCGGAAAACGCAUUAUGUAUAUACAUAGACCAUACGCUGCCCUGCCCCCCCCCAAACGUUUGGCGAUUGUUUGGUGGAUGUAUUUCAUUGCCUUCCAAUUUCGCCCCAGAAAAUGACAGUGAAGAACAUUUUAUAACAUUGGCAGUGUUGUGUUCAACACACUUGGCAGUUCAAGCGGGUUUUUUUUGGGGGGGGUAUAUUUUUUAUACUCAAACACGACCGCAUGCUCAUCUUGAAUAUUCUCAACUUUGAAAGUUCAUAUAAAACCGUUUACUUCCGUACAGCGUAUUAUGUAAAAUGUAUCUAGACUACCUUUGGCUUUGCCGUAACACGGCCGUGCGUAUCACACGGUUUGCUUGCCAAGAAAGUCAGACUCUAAUAACCGAACUGUAAGUCUCAGUAAAUUCUCUGCCUUGUCAAGUCUCGUCAUUCAAAAGGUUGAAAACUCGAAGGCCCAGAGUGCAAAUUGGGUCGCACAUUUCACGCUCUGCGGUAUGACAUUAAAUCUUGGUUCAUUUCACGCUGCAUUUGCCCGCGCUUUCCCGCAUCAGCUUCGUGAGUGCUUCAUUAUUUAUGGCGCGCGCCUAAAUGAUCCCAAAGAUAACAGUAAGAGUCGAUUGUUUAUUUUGCUCUAUAAAUGUCAGCUCGUCGACGGAUAUUUUGACAGGAUUUUCGCCCAUGUUCCUGAAUUUAAAAUAUAAAGUUUAAAAGAAAGAACCUACUGGAGAAAGGUUAUAAGUUUGUUGAGCUGAGUUGAUCUGGUUUCGUGUUUCCUGUUUCCUGGUUUGGGAUCUUUCUGAAUUAAAAAAAUAGGAUAACAAUUAUGGCAAUAAUUUGUCCACACAUCACUUGACACCUUCUGUUUUUGUUCCGUACAUAGAGGCUCAGUGAACACACGUCACUUGUAAUUUUAUGAUCCAGUUAUCUUCGUUGUACCCGUGUUAGUCUUCCAUAGAAGACUGCGAUACGCAACUUAAUCGGUCUUCGGUGAUGGUCAUUUUCAAGAUGUGCUGCAUAAUUGGUUACUGUGAGUUUCUAAAAUUUUGUAUUUUUUGUUUGGUUUUUGUCAUUGCCUGUACUGUGUGCGCUUGCCAAUGUAGAAUUGUAGGCCCAGGUUGUUGAAUAUAAUGGCUGUAAUUAAUUUCUAAUGAUGAGGGGAAACAUUGGCUUGGUUCUAUUUGUUAGACCAUCAGGUUUUCGUUGGAUUCAACUUGCCGUCGUUAUUUACACUCCUAUGCAAACGUAAACGGCAUAUUGUUUAAAUAGCUCAUCGACAACUGGAAGUUGGAUGGCUGAAGUCAGAGUUUCCAGUUGGAAUCUUUCAAAUAAAGAGGAUUCAAUUGUCUUGGUAUCCGGAUUCGUGUUGUCUGUCUCAGAUUGCAUUGACGUAUGUUUACACGACAUGGCGUAAAUGAAUUUUACUAUCAAAUUAUCUAUUUUCUUUUAAACGUUUGUAAAACGCAAUGAAAUUUAAAAAUGGAUUGGACUAUCAAACAUCGCUACAAAAUCUAGAGAGAAUUCCGCAUUGUAUUUAUCUCAGAACACAUUAUAAAAACCUUACACGUUUUACUGAUUUCCUUUAUACAUAGACAAAGGAAGACUUGAUGGGUGAUGAUGAUUGAUGGGAAUGGUUUUUAUAAUCAAAUUCCAGUGUCCAGACCAUACAAUCUAGGUUGAAUCAUCCACGAUGGGUGUGUGUUUACCAAAAGAGGUUGGUUAAUGUUUACCUCGAUAGAGGCGAUGACUGCUUAUUGACCAGGGUAAACCAUCAGGCACAGAUGAAGCAUGGAACAGAGAGUUCAUUAAGAGAUCAUUAAGAAGGGUUCUGGUGAUCCUUCAAGUUAUGAACGACUGAAUUGAUCGUUGCUAUUUUAAUUAAUACAAAUCAUUCAUUUGCCAUGGCCUGCUUAUUUCUGAGUCUGGCUGCCUAACGGGGUUACAGUGCUAUAUACCUCCCUUGCAGUAUCCUAAACCCAUCCUUACAAAGUAGUAGUAGACCUACAGUCAAAGUGUCAAGUUUAUAAUUAACUGAUAAAAUGUCUGUGUAUCAUUUUUUUUCCAAUAUUCGUUCAUAAUACACACGCUUCGUCAUCCUUGCUCCUCGAUAUGAAUUGAAAUCGUCACAGUGUCGUUGAUUUAGACUCGUCUGAGAUUUCCCCGUCACCUGUUUCCUGUUUCCGUCAAGAGGAACGUAUAGGAGGAAAAGCCAUUGAAGUUGUUUUGUGGAGUUUAAAUAUGAGAACGAAUUAUUUCCUGCAUAUGACUGAGUUAUGCAUUAUGAAUAAUAGUAAAGUUAACGCCGACAGUAAAUAGUUCUUUAUGUUGA